Molecule: messenger RNA, 5018 nt
Organism: Oncorhynchus kisutch (coho salmon)
Lineage: Eukaryota; Metazoa; Chordata; Actinopteri; Salmoniformes; Salmonidae
Product: rap guanine nucleotide exchange factor 5
Exons: 16
Coding region: 412-2313 (633 amino acids)
Biological process (GO): Ras protein signal transduction
Cellular component (GO): plasma membrane
Molecular function (GO): guanyl-nucleotide exchange factor activity
Source: RefSeq, a predicted model, not a curated record
UCUCUCUUUCCUCCCUCCUUCUAGUCGUACUCCUCCUCAGUCUCCACACACACACACACACACACACACACACUUCUAAACACAGGCGGCGUGUGCUUGCAUUGCAGCUCACAGCACACAGAUGGAUGGAGCUAGCGUGUGUGUGUGAGAGAGAGUGAGUAAGCCAGGAGUGAGCCGUAGCUGGCUGACUGGCUGACUGGCUGUGCAGACACAGGGGACAGUGUCACCGUCUCAGGCUGGGUGUGGAGAACUCUCUCUGGGGUAGGGAGACCACAGGACCAGGGUUCUCCCAGGGCUCUAUAGCAGCUGCAGCAGGUGGACAGCUAGCCGGAUGGGCCAAUGGGUGGCUGAGGGAAGGCAUGCAACAGUAACCACGGCAACAGUGGUACCGGCUGUAAGGGGCACAGGGACAUGCUGAGGAUGGGCACUCGGCCGCGGCAACCCCCGGACCUGCGGCAGCGGGAGGAGGGCAGGCUGCUGGCAGCGGUGGCUCUGGUGGAGCAGGAGGAGGAUGAGGAGGAAGACUCAGAGGAAGGCAGCAGUGGAAGCGGGGGCAGUGACAGCGCCAGCCGGGCAGAGGAAGGGGCCAAGGCCACCAAAGUCCCCACCUUCGAUGUCCCCUACUUCCGCUACAUAGACGAGGAGGAGUCAGAGGGAGAGGGGGAUGGAGAGGAGGUGUGGAGCAGCAGUCGCUCUCUGUCCUCCAUCGAGGACGACUCGUCCAGUGACAGUGUUGUCUCUGACAGGUACGUGGUGGUGUCAGGGACCCCAGAGAAGAUCCUAGAACACCUGCUGUCUGUCAUGAGGCUGGACAACCACCGUGAUGACCAGGGGAGCACACAGCAGAUCAAGGAGUCAGAGCCUCUCCUGGAUGACUUCCUGCUGACAUACCUGGUGUUCAUGUCAACCAGUGAUCUGUGUCAGGCUCUCCUGGGACACUAUUGUUCUAAGAGACACCACCGGGGGAAAGAGGAAGGGAAAGAGGUUCUGGACAGGAAACGUCAGGUCCUGCACCUGGUGACACAGUGGACAACACUGUACAGGGACUUCCUACGAGAAGACGAGCAUGUUAAACUCUUCAUGAAGACAUUGUAUCGUUUCCUCCUGGAUGACCUGUAUGAGUAUCCAACUCUAGAGAAGGAGCAGAAGGACCUGCAGAAACUCCUGCGGCUGCAUCGCAGACAUACAUUGGAGGAGUAUUCACCCCACAGAAAGAGCAAAGCUCAUUCCCAUCAGCUGAGCCUGAAAGAGAACGUGCUCCCGACCAGAGGAACACAAAGGGAGACCAGGGAAGUGUUGUGUCAUGUGUACGUGAGCAUGGACUCAUAUCUGAGUGUGAGGAGCCUGGCCAGUGUUGUGGCCCAGGGGCUGCUGCAGGAGGUGGCUGAGAGACUGGAUGUCCCCCUGGAGGAGCUCGUCCUGCUGGCUGUCACCUACCCUGGAGAGAAACUCCUCCUGAAGCCUCAGGACAGGCUCUACUCUGAUUCGCUGACAGCAGUGGGGAGGCUGCACGUGUGCAGAAAGGACCUGAGUGAAGUCAUGAGCCCGUUCACAGACAACGCAGAGCUACAACAGAGGUCAGCUCGCAUGCUGAGUAUGAACACAUGGGACGUGGCUGUCACCCUUACAAACUUUGACUGGAGUGUCUUCAACUCAAUACAUGAGCAAGAGCUGGUGUACUUCACGUUCAGCCGUCAUGCCAGCAGUGGCCACACAGUGGCGCUGGAGCUGCUGCUGCAGCGCUGCAAUGAGGUACAGCUGUGGGUGAUGACAGAAGUCCUGAUGUGUCCUACGCUCUGCAACAGAGUCCAGCUCAUCAAGAAGUUCAUCAAAAUCGCUGCCCACUGUAAAGCCCAAAGGAACCUCAACUCUUUCUUUGCCAUCGUUAUGGGUCUGAACACCGCAGCAGUUAGCCGCCUCAGUCAGACCUGGGAGAAAGUUCCAGGAAAAUUCAAAAAACUGUUUUUGGAACUGGAGAUGUUGACAGACCCCUCUCUCAACCACAAAGCCUACAGGGACGCUUUCAAGAAGACCAAGACGCCCAAGAUCCCUUUCCUUCCUCUGCUACUGAAAGAUAUCACUUUCAUUCACGAGGGCAACAAAACGUUUCUCGAUAACCUGGUGAAUUUUGAAAAGCUGCACAUGAUAGCCGACACGGUGCGUCUCAUCAGACACUGUCAGGAGGAUCACAUGGGGAACGGGAUGCCCCAGAAGAGCAGUCCGGAGGUGCAGGCCUAUGUCGACUACCUUCACGUCAUUGACAAUCAGCAGACUCUGUUUGAACUGUCCCACAGACUGGAACCCCGUGUGUAGAUAGACUACAUACACUCUCUGAGCCUGCCUCCCUCCACCCCUCGAAGUCAGACCACCAAGGAGAAGGGUACCAACUAGUCUUUGGAAACACCCCUCAGGACCCCUCAGGACUCAUAGAGAAACAUGGGUUGGCCAACUCUACAGAGCCCAGCUCUAACACACACACACACACACACACACACACACACACACACACACACACACACACACACACACACACACACACACACACACACACAUACACACACACACACACACACACACACACACACACACACACACACACACACACACACAGGAUUCUAUUAAUCAGCUGCUCACACAGCAGGACUUUGAUGAGUUGAAUUAGGUGGGUUAAUGCAGGACUGGAACAAAAGCCAGAGGGAUAGGGUUGGCCAGAGCUGACAGGGAGAUGACUGUGUGGCGCUGGCCAACCACUAGAUGGCGCCAAAAGGCAUACUGGAAUACUGAGCAACGAUGGAGCAGAGGUAACCAAAGAGCUUCUCAGUUUAACAAAUAGAUCUGGACCCGUAUUGAUCAAAGGAUCCCAGAGUAGGAGUGCUGAUCUAGGAUUUGUUUAGCCUUUUGGAUCAUAAUGAAUUGACAGGGACCUAGAUCAGCACUCCUACUCAGUGAUGUCCUGGUAGAUAAAUUGGUGGAUAAACUUGGAUUGCUGGUCGCAGUGAAAAAAGUAACGCUUCCUAUUCUUUCAAUGCAUUUUUCUGCAAAAUGUGGGUACAUUGUUGGGUCCCUCCCCCAAAAAGGCGGGUACAUUGUUGGGUCCCUCCCCCAAAAAGGUGGUUACAUUGUUGGGGCCCUCCCCCCAAAAAUGUGGGUACAUUGUUGGGGCCCUCCCCCCAAAAAGGUGGGUACAUUGUUGGGUCCCUCCCCCAAAAAGGUGGUUACAUUGUUGGGGCCCUCCCCCCAAAAAGGUGGGUACAUUGUUGGGUCCCUCCCCCAAAAAGGUGGUUACAUUGUUGGGGCCCUCCCCCCAAAAAUGUGGGUACAUCGCGUUUACCCUCCACUACACCAGUGAUCCUACUCUGAGACUCUUUAUGAAUAUGGACCCUGCUUCAGUCACUCUGUAUUGAUAGCUUCAGGUUGUUGUUAUCUGCUUCCAAACAGGUGACCACUCCCUGAUUAUCUAUCUACACACAAUGAAUGAAAGCAUCAACCUUCUGGGGACUUGAACACCAGGACACUACACUUGACAGACCUCCAAGUGCAUGACCACCACACACUAGGCUGCUGUUAAGCUAAAUGGAUUUAAACAACAAUAUUGAAAAGUGUGUGUGUGUGUGUGUGUGUGUGUGUGUGUGUGUGUGUGUGUGUGUGUGUGUGUGUGUGUGUGUGUGUGCGUGUGUGUGUGUGUGUGUUGCAUAAAUGUCACUUCCAAAUACUGAAAAAAAGAUCAUUCUAAAUAUUUAAAGUGAAGUGUAAAGUGUGAGGUAAUAAAACCUUCCUCGACAGCAGAAGGGUUUUGUUACAGCUAUAGAUAAUGUAAUAAACCAUCCUCAACAGUAGAAGGGUUAUGUUACAGUUAUAGAUAAUGUAAUAAACCAUCCUCAACAGUAGAAGGGUUAUGUUACAGUUAUAGAUAAUGUAAUAAACCAUCCUCAACAGUAGAAGGGUUAUGUUACAGUUAUAGAUAAUGUAUUAAACCAUCCUCAACAGUAGAAGGGUUAUGUUACACUUAUAGAUAAUGUAAUAAACCAUCAACAGUAGAAGGGUUAUGUUACAGUUAUAGAUAAUGUAAUAAACCCUCCUCAACAGUAGUAGAAGGGUUAUGUCACAGUUAUGGACUUAGAUGUUUGGUCUUAGCUGUGGACAAUCAGAGACGUAGCUUGAGGCAUCAGAUCCUUUGCCUGUCAUGUCUCUGUAUCUGCACUAUGAAGGAACAGCAAUACACCAAGUCAACACUUCUGCCUUUGAACAUUCUUGUCCAGUUAAAACGCCUUUGCCUUUUUCUUUCAGUGGCAGUAUUAGUUAUUCUUAUAGAAAUGGCUAAUAUUCUGUACAUGUUUAUGAGCCAUCCACCUGCAGGAUGUUGUAUCCUGUUCUAGAGAAUCCUCUUGGUGAAUGUUUCAGUGGUUUAGAAAAGAGAUCAGACCCUGAUAUAGAGGUUCUUCAGUAGCACCACCAGUUCUCCUGUUGUGGAUUCCCCUGAUGUGUAAUGUGUGUAUCACAGAGAUGAAACACUUCUAUAUCCAUGGUGUGUAUAGUGUUUUGAGGCAGGUCAUGUACUAUAGAUUCCAUCUAUAUACUGUAGUAUGUUGUGCGUUCCCUGGUUGGACAUGGAGAUUGGAGAAGUAUUUAUUAUUAUGAUAAUAGACUUAUUUAUUUGCUCGUUGUGCACUACUUUUGACCAGGUAGUGUACUAUGUAGGGAAUAGGGUAUAAUUUCUGUCCUUUUUACCUGCCGUGGGGUUUCAAUAGGUUAGGAACUGGUCUGCAUGAUGUGGUAAAGCCAUGGAUCGACCACCAAGUAAAAUAUGCAUGGAACAAAAAGCAUUUCCUUGUGAAGUAGUGGUUUUCUACAUGUCGCUACAAUGCCCAAAUCAGCAUGUACUAACAAAUAUUAUUUCAGAAAGGGAAACAAAAGCAAUACCAAGUCACUGCUCUUCUCUCUCAUCAGUCUUUCUGCGUUUCAUUUCCUACAGUCCUUUUGAAAUGUUAAAUAAUAAAUGAAAUGUUUUGUUGUAUGAA